AUGUCAAGUGCCUUUGACACCAUCAGCAGAGAAACAGUACUCAAUGUUCUUGAAGAUGCUGGCUGUACUAGUGAUGAAAUUAGGAUGGUACGGCUCCUACUAUCAAACACAGUGUUGAAAGUAAAAGUCAAUAAUACUGUAUCAAUUGAGUUCCAAAGCACAACUGGAGCAUUUCAAGGAGAUGCACUAUCAGGUAAUCUAUUUACUGUUGUUGAAGCCGCUGCACUUAUUCACCUCAGAUCUGUACUCUCCCAAGUAUCAUCAACACCUUACCCAGUAAAUCAUCCAAUCCCUAAUCCUCCUAUCUCAGAAGAAUUCAUGCCACUCGAAACAGGAUACUCUGAUGAUAUUGACUUUAAUAACACUGAACUUGCUCCACUCAAAGAAAUGCUUCCUAUCGCUAAAGAUAUAUUCCAGCAGUGGGACCUUCAUAUCAAUUCUUCCAAGACUGAAUUUGUCCAUUUUUAUUUAGCAGAUCCUAAACCCACUGUUAAACGCAAGGUAGACAUUGACUUAGUCCAACGGAAUCCGCAACUGUCGAAGAAGCCGAAGAGUUUCACGACUGCGGCAGUAAGGGAGGUCCCCUCUCAUCAUCUACUACUUGUAGUAGGAGAUCUUAAUGCUCACCUCAGCAAGUUGAAUGGUGAAGAUACGGGAUGGUACUGGCAUCAAGUGACCAAUCGUAAUGGUCAUCUGCUCAGGGAUACACUGCUGGAGGGAGAGUUAGAGGAGACGAAUCAUCGUUUUCAGAAGAGUCCUGGUAAGCAGUGGACUCACCUCUCAGAUGGAGUACUAACUAGGAGCCAGAUUGACUAUGUCCUGGUACGGAAGAAGUGGAGGAACUCAAUAAAGAACAUCGAGCCAUGCAACUCUUUCAAUUCCCUGGGCUCUGACCAUCGGGCAGUACUCUCAACUGUAAAGCUCAGUCUUCGAAAGAGCAUAAGUCCACCACGGGUCACACGUUACGACUUCAGUCGUCUCAAAACUGAUCAAGAGUUACAGAUCAAGUAUAGAGUUGAAGUUAGAAAUAGGUAUAGUGCACUCUUGAGUGAGGAACAACUAGAUCUUGGUCCUACUAAUGACGUCACCACUAAGUAUGGAAAGUUUAUUGAAGCAUUGAAGUAUGCAAAUAGGAGGCAUCUUCCGCAUAAACCUAAGAAGCGGUAUGACGAUCCUGCCAACGACCCAAGAAUAGAGGAAGCCAGAAGCAAAUUGUUUGCUGCCAAGGAGACCUACCAUCUGGAUCCUUGUGAAGACAACAGACAGACAGUUGCCGAGGAGAAAGACACUCUCUCUGCAUGCUACCGUACUGUGGAGGAAGAGCUGCUUAAACAGAAAAUAAGUAAAGCUGAAAACGCAGCCGAUAGAUGCAAGAACAAAGAAAGCUGGAAUCUUGUUAAUGAGGUCAGUGGGAGAAAGAAGAACCCAUGUGGUCUUGUAGAAGGAGGUAGUAGAGAGGGUAGAUUGAGAGCCUGGAAAGACCACUUUACCAAGCUACUUGGACAACCUCCAGUAGUUCCAAACGAAGAAGUGGACAUACCAGUCGUACAUCCACCACAAAACAUCAGUGUGGAUAAGUUUACCAAGACCGAACUGGAGGAGGCUACGAAAUCGAUUAAAGAAGGUAAGGCAUUUGGAGAGGAUGGAGUUGCCCCUGAAGUACUGAAGAGGGUAAAUGUUGAUGAUUUGAUCCUUGACUUCUGCAAUAAAGCACUAGUUGAUGGCGAUGUUCCUGACCAAUGGAAGCACCUAAACAUCGUGCCUGUUCCAAAGAAAGGGAAUUUGACCAAAGUAGAUAACUAUAGAGGUAUUGCACUGACAUCUAUAGUGAGUAAGACUCUCAAUAAGAUGAUACUGAACAGGAUCAAACCUGCCAUGGAAGACAUCUUAAGGAUCAAUCAGAACGGAUUCAGAGAGAGUAGGUCAACAACUGGUCAUAUUCUUGGCCUAAGAAGGGUAUUCGAGGGAGCCCGGGAUAAAGAUCUGACCGCGGUAAUGCUCUUCAUUGAUUUCAAGAAGGCAUUCGACAGCGUGCACCGUGGACUCCUCAUGAAGAUCCUCUUGGCAUAUGGAAUUCCCAAGGAAAUUGUAGGCUUGAUACAAAGAAUGUAUGCAGAUACAUUUGCUCGAGUGAUUACCGAGGAUGGUCUGAGUGAAGCAUUCUUCAUUCUAGCAGGAGUGAUGCAGGGAGACACUUUGGCGCCCUACCUAUUCAUAAUCGUAAUUGACUACAUUAUGAGGGUGUCCUUAGAGGGUAGGGACUUUGGGUUUACUCUACACCCUAGAAGAAGCCGUCGCUAUCCGGCUGUCAAGGUCACUGAUGCGGACUUUGCUGACGACCUUGCUCUUAUAACAGAUAGUGUUGCGGAGGCACAAGAUUUUCUCAGGAGUCUGGAACUGGCAGCCAACUCAGUUGGACUCUACCUCAGCGAGGGGAAAACUAAGUACAUGGGAAUCAACAUAAGAGAUGACGAUAACCCGACUCUGGUUGCUGGGAGUGGGAAGAACAUUGAGAAAGUCGAUGACUUUGUAUACUUGGGUAGUAGAAUGAAGAGUUCGGAGAAGGACUUCGAAGUGAGGAAAGCUAAGGCAUGGGGAGCGUGUCACCAGAUGAAGCUUGUAUGGAAGUCGGAUAUGCGUAGAGAUCUCAAGAUACGACUGUUCCUGGCUACAGUCGAGUUCAUCCUUCUAUAUGGCUCUGAAACAUGGACUGUCAGCCAGACCCUCGCAAAACGUAUAGAUGGAUGUUAUACGAGAAUGCUGAAGAUGGCACUGAACAUUGACUGGAAAGAGCGGCAGACUAACGCCAAGGUGUAUGGACACCUCAUCAGAGCAUCUCAAAAGAUAGCUGCACGGAGGAUGAGACUCGCAGGUCAUUUAGCCAGACAUGAAGAACUAUUGAGUCAUGAACUUCUCUUCUGGGAACCCCUUCAAGGACAUCGUCGAAGGGGAAGACCACAUCUCACAUAUAUUGACAUUCUUCGGAAGGACACGGGGCUUGACGACAGCAUGGAGAUUAACAAACUCAUGCUGGAUAGACAGAUUUGGAAGAAAACUAUCUCUGUUCGGACGUUGAAGCCGCCCUAA
Messenger RNA from Bolinopsis microptera, 3087 nucleotides. RefSeq lists its product as uncharacterized. The coding region runs from base 1 to 3087 and encodes 1028 amino acids. The record is from RefSeq and is a predicted model, not a curated record. The transcript is spliced from 3 exons. NCBI's taxonomy places the organism in Eukaryota, Metazoa, Ctenophora, Tentaculata, Lobata, Bolinopsidae.